Rotaria sp. Silwood2 is the source of this 1149-nucleotide messenger RNA. The record is from the annotation of a GenBank genome assembly. NCBI's taxonomy places the organism in Eukaryota, Metazoa, Rotifera, Eurotatoria, Philodinida, Philodinidae.
AUGAUGAAUACCACAUCGGAUACUGAUGAUAAAGAAUUAAACUUUAGUGAAAAACUUUUGGUAAACGACAUUGUUGAUCCUGCUGAAAUGUGUAAGUCCAAAUGUGGCUCGAAAUAUCUAAGUGCUUUGGUUUAUAUGUCAUUACAUUCCUUCAAGAUUAAAUGGGAAGAUAUCGAUGAAUAUUUAAAACGUAUUGGUUUUAUGACUGCGCAGACGUCUCACAAAUGGGCAACAGUGUUUAUUAACGGAGAUUAUGAAGAGUUUUCAAGUGAUCUACGUGGUGGUAAACACAUUGAUUCAUUUUAUGAUAUGUUCCUUGAAAUUGAGACGGAUGCAAAAGCAUUUGUUGUUGAAGCAUGUUCAAGAAAAUCCGCAGAUUUCAAAGCAUCAUAUCUAGCUCAGUUUAUUGAUACAAAGUAUUAUGAAGUAACAGGAUCUGAAAAACAAGGUGGGGACGAUUUGAUAACAUCCGAAAGCAGCUGUCGUUUGAAUCUUCGGAGAUGGAGAGCUAAAUUCGAAGCAAAUUCACAGCAUUUUUAUUAUACUAUUACUGAUGGUGAAACACCUACGUGGAAAAUGCCAACUCAAAAACCUAAUAGAAUACUUAUAUGUAAGUGGAGUAAUCGAAGCUUUAAAGGACGUGGCCGUCGUCAUAUGGUUUCUGAUUUUCUUGUUCAACAUCCCAGUGGACCAUUUUUUGAACUUAACGAAAAUGAAUGGAAGCAUGCUGUCCUGAAAUAUAAAUCGCUAAAUGCCGAUUGUGAUGUUAAUUAUGUGGAUCGAACAACAACAGCUAGUAUUAAUAUGGGAACAGAUGCUUAUUUCUAUAAUGAUACGAUUCUGGGACAGUUUGAAAGGUUAUUUCAAAUGCUAGAAUUCAAGCAAGACUACAAGUAUAAUCAAGUAGAAAUUAUAGUAGACAACGCAAGGACUCACACAACCGAAGCAUAUUCAUUACAAGACUUUGGUAAAAGCAUUGGCACUCGAUGUCCGGUUGAACAAAUUGAGUAUGUUGAUGAAAAUGGCAAAAUACAAAUUAUUGAUUGUUAUUUUAAAGAGGGAAACAACAAAGGUAGAUCAAAAGGCUUAGUUGAACUAUGUAAAGAUUUAGGGGUACAAUUACCAGCCAAAAUUAAAUUAAAUUAUUGA